AUUCUCUGGUACAGUCAGAAAGGGAGGGGAAGGAGAGGGAAAGAAAAAGGAAGCUCUCCGAUACAUUUUUGCGAGUGUUUCUCACAAAUUUACACAAACCACAGGUAUGACUGGAGGCCUUUUGGGGAUUAACAUGCGGAAGAAAGAGAUCUAAAGGGAAGGACGGACACCGGUUUGACAGAAGUUUUGCACAGCAGAUGACAACAUCAAGUAUUUACACUUUUUAAGGCCUUGGGCCUCGAGUGAUUAUAAAGAGACCCUGGACAGAGAAAAACAGAGACAAUGUCCUCUGAACUGAACUCCAGUCUCACCAGUAUUGACUGGCUGCCUCAGCUGGGAAUCAGCAGCCUGCGCUCGGGGAAAGAGAGAGGAGGAGGAGGCGAGAAGGACAAGAGGAGAGACCGAGGGAGGGAGAGAGGAGACUUCCUGCCCUCUGUGCCGGACCCCUCCUCUUCUAACUAUAAAGGGAAACCCCCUCACAGCUAUGCCACUCUCAUCGCCAUGGCAAUAGCAGCUGCACCUGCCAGGAAGCUGAGUUUGAAUGACAUCUACACCUGGAUCAGUGACACGUUUCCCUACUACAGCCGAGCUGGCCGUGGAUGGAAAAACUCCAUUCGGCAUAAUCUGUCCCUCAAUAAAUGCUUCAGGAAAGUUCCUCGGCCACAGAGUGACCCCGGCAAGGGUUCCUAUUGGACGAUGGAUGGACCUGCUGAGGUGAGGGCACCUAAACGUCCCUAUCCAGAGGAAGAAGAGAGGCACGAUGUUCCUCAAGCACCACGGACACAAGCAGAGAGAGGAGCCUCUCCUCAUCAACCACAACCGCCCUCCCACAGAGACCAGCAGCCACUGGGAGCCAUCCAGCAGCAGCCGCCCCACUCUGCCUCCCUCUCUCCUCCCCCAUGCAAGCAACCGUCACCCUACAUGCCACACCACCCUGUCCAUCAUCCAUCUCCUCCUCCAGCUGCUGCCUCCAUUAAUUCCUUCCCACCUCGCCAUCCACCCGGCCCCACUUAUUCCAUCCCCGCUGCCUCUGCUUCACCUCUGUCUGCUGUCAAUAUGUCUUCUCCGGCUGCUCCCUCUUUCUCUGAUGCCACUCUGUCCUAUCCUGCUAAUUCAGUAUCUGUUCCCACUUUCUCCUGCGUUCCUAACUCAGCUCCCAUGUCUGUUUGCACUGUAUCAGGACCCACUUACUCCUCUGCAUGUGCUGUCCCUUCAUCUGUUGCUCCCCCUCCUCUUGUCUCAUUAAACUCCUAUACUGAUCCUGCGCUGCGUUUCACCUUCGAUGAGAUGAACCUACCAGACCUGUAUGCGUCUUUCAAGUCUUUUUUCAAAUCCAUGCGGGAGAGGGGAGGCUCACAGUCGGAUGGUGCUUUCCUGGCUGCUCUGAACAAUGACACUACCCCACUUCACACUCCGACUCUGCUACCAAUGUCCCCUUACUCUGCACCACCUCCACCACCUCUUCCACCUGCACAGGCUGCACCGGCUGCACCACCUGCACCGGCUGCACCAUCUGCACUGGCUGCACACCCUCCACAACACACGGUGCCAGCUGACUGGUUCAGUAACCCAGAUUCUCUGAAGGAGAGCUUCCGCAUUGCCAGCAAUCUAGACUGGGCAAACAUAGACCUCUCUGGUCACCCAGACCUGCUGGAGAGCAUGCGGCAGGCGGAGCUCUGCGACUGGGCCCUGGACCCGGCGCUCUUCACUUCCCUCUGUGACUCUCUGAACCGCUUCUUCACUCAGAAAGGCAUGAUCAACUCUGGCAAUAACUCCCCACUAGCCCUCGGGGCACAUCACCCUUUACAGGUGUCACCGUUCACCUCCAAUCCACCUCCCACCCUCGCCAGCCUCACUCACCCCUCACCCCUCCCUUAUUCUCCCAUAGUUCACCCCAUCAGCGGAGUGCAGCCGCCCCGGAGGGCUAUGCACAUGCAGGGACAGGGCUUUCAGAGACCACAGCUAACACAACCUGGAAACACAACCGUCUCAGCUGGGAUGCAUCCUCAGUCUAUGACACCACGACAGCGUCCUCCGUUAAAGAGUCUGCACAGCAACAGCGAGGAGAUCCAGGACGACUUUGACUGGGAUUCUCUUCUCGUUUGACCUUCGCCGUCUGUGUGGAGAAACGAUUAUAACAGAACUUUUCAGAGAAAUGUGACUCUUCACAGCUGUCUUCACUAAACUUUAUGUAAAGGCUGCCUCACUUGAAGCCUCUCAGAGAGCAAGUUUGGGAUCAAAUUUGUCAUAUAUGACUGAAUGCUGUAUUUCAAGGUUGAAAGUAAUUUUUUUUCACCUUUAUUCAAACUCAUAUACUGUAAUAACUAUUGUUUAGCUUUUCUUCUGCAGGUAAUUGGCAGGGUAUGUUUUAGAUUUAUAAACAAAAUAAAAUAAACUGUACAUUUAUUCUUGUAAUGUUAUUUUUCUCUGCAGCAGUAAAAAGAAGAAAAAAAAAAAGCAUAUAUGUGAAAUAGACAUUAACUACAGAGCAAGCAUGAAACAAGCCAAACACACAUCCUGUGUUUUUGUUUUAUUUCAUAAAUUCCUUUUGAUUUUUUUUUCCAUUUUACUUUUCAAAUGUGAAUGUUCACAGUCAUCACCACACAAAAUUCAACCUUACCCGAUAAAAGAGAUAUUUUUCUUGUUGAUAUAAAAUAACAAUAAAUUCAUCAAACUAAAUUAAAA
Molecule: messenger RNA, 2685 nt
Organism: Sebastes umbrosus (honeycomb rockfish)
Lineage: Eukaryota; Metazoa; Chordata; Actinopteri; Perciformes; Sebastidae
Gene: foxj2
Product: forkhead box J2
Exons: 10
Coding region: 283-2106 (607 amino acids)
Biological process (GO): regulation of transcription by RNA polymerase II
Cellular component (GO): nucleus
Molecular function (GO): RNA polymerase II cis-regulatory region sequence-specific DNA binding; DNA-binding transcription factor activity, RNA polymerase II-specific
Source: RefSeq, a predicted model, not a curated record